UGGAGAAGAAAGAGAGAGGUAGACAGAGAUAGAGAGAAAGCUGAAAAAAGAGAGAUACAGAAAAAGAUAGAUACAGAGAGACAGAGAGAGGAAGAGAGAGAUAUAUACAAAGACAGAGAGAGGAAGAGAGAGAUAUAUACAGAGACAGAGAGAGGAAGAGAGAGAUAUAUACAGAGACAGAGAGAGAUAUACAGAGACAGAGAGAGGAAGAGAGGGAUAUACACAGAGACAGAGAGAGGAAGAGAGAGAUAUACAGAGACAGAGAGAGGAAGAGAGGGAUAUACACAGAGACAGAGAGAGGAAGAGAGAGAGAGACAGAGACAGAGAGGGGUUCCAUUGAAAAGCCACAGUAACUCUAACCAACUGGCACCUAAAUCUCCCACUCAGUUUGGUUUCAAAAAAAAAAGUCGACUCUUACCGAUCCUUUUCAGUUCUUUUAACCACCACCACCACCACCACCAUCAUCAUUACUAUUAUUAUUAUCACUACUAUUACUGUUUCUUCUUUUCCUCCUUCUUCGACUCUACUACUAUCUGGUCACUGCAUAUUUGAGUAUAGAGAGAGAGAGUACAAUGGUAAUGCUUAAAGUCACCAGAGGAAAAAAGAAAUAUAUGUAUAUCUACAAGGAACCGACUGUACUAACAUAGACAUAUAUACACACACCAUACAUAUCUACCUAUACAUCUGUCUAUAUAUAUAUAUAUAUAUAUAUAUAUAUAUAUAUAUAUGUGUGUAUGUAUGCACAAUAUAUCACGUACACACGUUUAUAUAUCUAUACACAUAUAUAGAUCUUAAGUUCAUAUAUCCUUCACUUUUGUCUUCUCUCCGAUCUAUGGCAGUCACAACAAGAUAACGAUUAUAGCCAUUUAUUUUUAAUAAUUUUUUUCUCUCUCUAUCCAUUUUUGUGUUUUUUUUUUACCUUAAAAAAAAACCCCCCAAAAAGGUUACAAAAGAAAAAAGAAAAAGGAUUCAACCUGAAAUUGUCCCCUUAAUAAUAUAUAAUAAUUCUCAGUCUGGAAACAUAAAACUGCGAACAUACCAAACUAAAAGAGGAAAAAAGAAUAUUCGAAUCUCCUGAAGGAAAAACCAUUUUUAAAAAGGGGAACCUUAAAAAAAAAGAAAAACACAGGAGCAAACAUAUAAAAAAAAUAUCUGAAAUACAUAUACACCGAAUCACAUAUAUACACACAUCCAAAUAAAUAUAUUAUAGCAUGGCUCAUGAGGAGUAUUUCGGACCAUCAGGCCCGACGAGGAUGGGCUAUUUUUUACAAUGCAGUACAGCCAGAUGCCCUUCAUGAUGUCAAACCUCACCUGUUUCCCAAGCAAGAUUUCAAAUAGAAAAGAUCUGCUGAUGUUGGAUAUCAGUGAAACAUCUGCAAUUGCUUCUGUCACCAUAUUCUGGAUUAUGUUUCCUUCAAGAAGCUCCUUUUCCCAUUCAAUGGAAUCUGGAAUUUUACAAAUGUUUAUGGACUUCUCUGAGCUGUAAUCUGAAAAAAAAAAAAGCCUUUCACCAUGUAAGUCAUUUAGGUGAUAGUAGCAUCACCAGUGCCGGAUUCUGGGUCCUUUCACAAUGUUUUGUGGAACACACGACCAGUCACCAAGUUUUUUUAUCUGAUUAUUUUCCAUUGUUUAACGAACAUUCCCCUCCCCCCCCCACACACACAUACAUACAUGCAUGCAUGCACACACAUGUUCACAAUACACUGACCUAUUCUCAGAUCGAGUUUACAAUCCUAUAACUACACAUAUAAAUUGUUGUUUGUAUCUAUGCACACUCUUGAAAACAGAAAAGAAUAACACAAGCAAAAUCCAUACACAUCAGUCACAGAAUUGUUUUGUUCAUUCUGGAAACUACCGUAAUAUUGGUACGCCGUAGUUAUCACCAUCAGCUGAACCAUGAUCAGUUAUAACAAAGAAAUAUUGAAAGAAGAAGCUAAGAAAGCCAGGCAGGCCCAAGUUAUGCAGGCGAUCCAGUCACGAACCACAUCGACUCCUAAAUCCAACUCAAUGCUGUUCAGCGAGCCUGUACGUGUUUCUUCCAACCCUAAAAACCAUUCUGUCAUGCACCAGACUAUCAACAAAGUCCUUGGAAACUACGACGAGGUCGUCGAAGAAAUGUCCAAGCAACCAGGUCACAUGAUCGGCAUUGACAAGCAGACCCGCUCGACAAGAGAAACCAACCACCAAGCCAAAACUUCGAAAUUGCGAUGUAAUGGCUACAAAAUGCGUCCGCAGGCUAGUUCCAAGGGGAUGAUAGGGAAAGAUGAUACUCCUCGGAGUCAAGAUGCAUCUAGUCAUGGGCGUUGCAGCGGAAGCAAUAGUGGCAGCGGUGGCUGCAGUGGUAAUAGUUCUGCUUCCUACCUUGGUCAUGGCCAUGGGCACCAAGAUGGUUCUAGACAAGGACUCCUUGAAACACCUCCAGAUGGUGCUUAUAGUCGUAAUUCUCAGAACUCUCAUUCAAUGUCGAAAGACAGUGGUCACGGACAAAACUCGAUAGACAAUAACUAUCGAAGCCGGACUUCUCAAAAUUCUCGAUUGUCUACUUCAUCAAGAAUGUUGUCCGAGAAGCAUGGACCUGACAAGGACUUCCAUCCUAAAAAACACUCAUAUUCUUCACAAAAUUCUUUCAUCAACCCCAAUAACAAACUAUACACUUCGUCCUCCUCCUCCUCAUCAUCCACACAACUCAGUAAGCACCCCCCUUAUCCAACUACCAACUCUGGCAAUGCACACGUGAAACCCAAUCGGCCCCUAUCUUCUUUAAGUGACAAAAGCUCAUCACAUGGCAGUAAUAGUGAGAAAUAUUAUCGUGACAAGUACCAUUCUGGGGGUGAGAAAUCUUUGCAAGUGGACAAGUUUCAUAGUAGUGCUGACAAGACCCAUGCUGACCAUAAACAGUAUAGUGAUAAGACACACAAUGAAAGCAAAGAACUUUCUAGUAAUGUUGAUACCAGUGAGAAAAGCCUCUCCAAUAACAGUGGUAGGGAGAAGUCAUAUUCUGCUGAGAAAGGAAUUUCACAUCAUUUGACCAAAACCAAGUCAAGAUCCCCAAUGCCCUCUCUAACACCCAGUGUACAGUCUCAACAACAGGGUCCCCCAUUAUUACAGUCUCAACAACAACAGCCUCACCUUCAACUACAACAGCCAUCAAAGGGACCAGCAGCACCACCUUCUGCUAUUGCUUCCACACCUCCCCCUCCUUCUCUCAAUAUGGAUGGUUCUCGAGAGAAUCAUCACACCUCGUUGCCCUCAUCAUUGUCACCUGCAUACAUUGCAACGAAUACCGUUUCAAGCAAGCCAUCCAUGCCGACACAUCUGAACAAAGGCUUAUCAAACUCUCUAAAAGUCAAAAUUAUUGGCUCAAAUCCGGCAAAGCUCUCCAGUGAUCUUGAUGACAGCGAAUCAAAUAACCAGCACACACAGAUUGAGAAAAUUAUGAAAGAAAUGUGUCAGCCAGAGAAAAUAACGGGUAUAAAAACACCGAGCGUGAAAGAGAACCUGGAUGAAGAGAACAGCUUCCUUUCACCGUUGGGGCAAAGCCAUAAACACCUGCUGUCCGAAUUAAAACAUCAGAAACCUUUAACACCUGUACAUCAAACAAAGUUAAAAGCUAUUUCACCAUCUUUAACUCUCCACCGUUACCAAAAGCAGAAUUUAAACACAUCACCAGUGCUGUCUGAUCUCAAAGAAGAGAAAAAUGACCUGGAUAAAAUUUUAGCCGAGAUGACCUGUCCCGAGUCUCCAGUUACAGCCAUUUCUACACCGGAGAAAAUGUCAGAAAAUCCAUUUGCUCGGUCUUUCAAGAAUUCCCAUUCACCUUCCCAAAAGACUUUUGGACUCUCUGACAGUGACAGUGAUUCCUUUGAUAAUGAAGAGGAUGCAACACAACCCCCUAAUGAUAAACCAGUCCACAGUUGUUCAUCUGAUGAGAACACCAAUAACCAAGCAGAUGCCAGCAUCCUCAAAGAAUCUAAAAACAUGACCCUGGCUGCUGCAGAAAUUAAGAACCAUCAAAACACAGAUUCUGUAGGCGAGAACCAACCAUUAAAGACAAGUCCACUUGAAUCAACUUCUCCAACAGCUAUGCCUGUCUUCCCCUUAAAUGCUGUGAAACGUUCCUUACAGAGUCAAGAAGAUCUUUCCCAAGACCUUCAGAUGAGUGAUUCAGACAGCGAAGCACUCGAGUCUACCAAAGAAUUCCCCCCCGUGUUUACUCUCUCAAAGUCAUCACCGUCCAGUCCUAUCUCACGCCUACAUCAUUCCAUGGAUAUCGGUGCAGUGGAAACCAGAAAGGAGUCAGUAGGCUUUGAUAUUUUCAGUGAACAUCCAACAAGUGAAAGUGAUUCUGAGAGUGAUGAUGUUGUAGGUAAAACAAAGUCCAGUACGUUGACUGUCAACAACUCAGCUGUUGCAGAAUCUAAUACUGUCUGUAAUAAUACGCCAUUAGUUUACUCAACACCAGCUAGGAAAGGAUCGGGCCAGUUUGCUAAGAAAAAUGAUAAUGAUGCUGAUGAUGAAGAGGAGGAGGAUGGAGAUGACGAUGAAGAUGAUGAUCAAAGUGAUGUCGAAGAAAGCAAUGAGCUGGAUAGAAUAGGCCCAGCGGUCAAGCAUCAGAAACCAGAUGUGGUCUCUUCAAGUUCAACUAGCGACUCAGAAACUGAUGAUGAUGAGUCGAACGUCUCAGAAAAAGCAUCUAGUGCAUCAGAUGACGACGAUGAUAACGACGAAGAGGAAGAAGACGAAGAUAAAGACGAUCAUUCAAAGCAGCUCAACUCAGUGGACGGGGUCAAUGAUGCGGAACAGUGCGAUUCUGCAAGUGUUCAAAAGACACCACGCUGGUGUCUGCGAGCAUUCUUUUCUUUGCCAAACAGUGGCAACAAAGCAAAUCAGGUCCCCAAAGAAGCCGAGGAAAUUGUAUCCGUCUCUAGCCAUACUGGAAGCAACGUCAGUGCAAGCCAAAGAAGCAGAAACAACAGCAGCAGCAGCAGUAGUAGUAAUAGUGGUAGUAGUAGUAGUAGCAGUAGCGGUAGCAGCAGCUGCAAUGAGAACAGCAGUCCAAUCACUGAAGCGAACAGUCAUUGCGAAUCUGAUGAUGACAGCAACAGUGAAAAGUCAUCUGCAGAGGAGAAAAUCUCAAUAAUACCAAGUGAUAAUGAAGACCCAGCUAGCAGCUGCCAUAAACAAGAUGUUACCAGUGCCCCACCAUUUACUGAGGACAUCUCAUCAAAGGAAAACAGUUUGCUGGCCAAUACUAAAUCUGUGACAAAUCUCUUGACGUGGCCACCUGGCAAAGACAUCCAAGAGUUUCCAUCUCCUGUAUCUUCCCCGAUGUCUGCAUCACCUACAUUAGUUCAUAGAAAACUGAAACGUAAAAUUUCACUUCCCAUUUGUAUUAAUACCAAUUUGCUGUCCUCCAUUCCAAAUGUUAAACGCCGCAAACUCUCAAAUGAACCGUCCCAGCCCGCCGAGCACCUGGAUACCAUCAAAUCUGAAACAGUCCUGAACACUUGGUCAAAUCAAAUGCAAUCCCAAGAGUCUGUUGAGAAACAGUCUGAAAACAAGCAACCCUGGAUAAAGCGAGACAAAAGUCCAAGACGAACACCAAAUAAUACUGAAUCUAAUUGUUGCCAAAAACGCUCUUUGACCAUCAAAAUCAAUACAGAUCUUCUGCAUUUCAUCCCUGCAAAAUGCUUAAAAGACAUGCCAUUAUUACAAGAUGUUAAAACAGAAAACUGUAUCGAGGAAGCUGUGGUCAAGCCUGAAAUGCAGAAUGGUAAUAUUUCUCCUUCGGUUAAAGUAAGUGAACCCAAUGCAAACACCGAAAGUUUUGUCAUGACACAGACUACAACGACACCUGUGCUGACGGAGAGUACACCUUGCAAAGUAGAAAAAUCUGAUUUUAAAUUCCGGAUCCCAAAGAGAAACCUCGACUCUGAGAGCUAUGACAUCAGUCGACCCAGUCCAAAAAUGAUCAAAACCGAGGGACAAAUUUCAAAGAAUGAAGAUAACCAGUUGCCAAAUAUUUCCAAGAGUGAAUCUGUGAAAAGUUUGUCUUUGGUCAACAGUGACAAUAACCACAGUUCUCCUUCAACUGAGUCUUCAACUGCUACCAGCAAAACCAGAAUUUCUGAUAAAGAUAAACAGAUUUCUUCCAUAGAUGAUACCAAACAACCAUGCCAUGACAAAGAGAAGGACAAUGCUGUGCUACCUGCAUCUCCAUCUGAAUGUAAUAGCAGUGGUUGUAGUACAAGUAGUAGCAGUAGUAAUAGCAAUAACAACAACAACAACAAUGGUGAUGAUGACAUCGACGACGAUGGUGAUGACAGCAACAGUGAUAGUGAGCAUGAUGACAGUGAUCACAAUGACCAUGUUGAUAAUGAAAAUGUUAAGAAGCAUAACAACAGCAAUGGUAAUAAUCAAAGUGUCAAUGCUUUAACUAACUCGUCCAGCAAUAAAAAGCUUAAAACAGCAACCCAGGCAAACUUGACAUCAAAAAGCUCAUCGGAUAAUUCCAAAGACACCGGGAAACCGGUUGCAACACCGUCUCCAUCAAGGCAGUCUAACUCUUCUUCUGCCUUGUUGUCACCGAAGGGGUCGACGUCAAGCAAUGCAGCUGACCACCACCACCACCAUCAGCAGCAGCCCUCGACGUCUGCUAUUAGUAUGAUCCCAGUCACCCCCAGCUACAGCAACAGUUCAAAUAGCCUACGUAACAGGCCAUUAUACAAGAGUAGUAGUUCUAACCACCACAGCAGCAGUGAUGGUGGCUGCAGCCAUAAGGGUAAAGAAAAGGCUGCUGACCACUUUUUCCAAGAAGCCAAACGUAUGAAACACGAAGGAAACAAAUUAACCGACAUCUUUGAGAAAUCUUUCUUGUAUAUGAAUGCUGUGGUGUCCUAUGUACAGUGCGGUAUAGCAUUAGAAAAAGAUCAGGAACAGCGAUGUUUUCGCAUGUUUGGUGAGAUUUUUGACUUUCUCAAUCAAAUCGGACACUACCACCAGUACCCUCACGAACCGCAAAUCUCACUGUUGCGUUUGCUGUUGAUGUCUCGUGUUUGCAAAAAGCUCUACGACAUGAAGAAAAAGGUUGCCGACAACCUCAAGCUGGCCAUUGAUGAAUACAACAAGCAGUCUAGUAGCACUUCCUUGCCAUCUCACACCCCAUCCCCGCAUCGGCCUAACUGGAACACUUCCACGCCUUCAUCACGAUCAACCCCUUCACCAUCAGGCAGCAUUGACUCAAUACGUUCACAAGGAAGUAAUGCUUCAGAUGCAAGACUAACGCCUUCAGCUUCAUCGUCAAAUGCUGUUUCAGCAACAUCACACUCCUCCUCCCAUAUCUCUAACAACUCUACUUCAUCCUCUUCUUCCUCCAACCCAAACUCUUCGAGCCUUACGGGUUCGUCUUUGCCCUCCUCGUCACAGACUGUUACUAUUCCUAAAAGAAUUCAUUCCAUCACACAGAACUACAUAGAAAUAUUAGAUUAUAUUGUGAAGACUCACAAUUACUGGGAACAGGCUGAAAAUCAGAAAGAAAGUUGCAAAGACUUUAUUGAUCUCCUGCACACUAGAUGUAAUUACAUCUCAUUGCAAAGCAGUAUUUUUCAAUAUGUGGAAUACGUAAGAGUUGGUCUCCAAAUUCUCCGAGAAUCAUGACCUGACCUUCUGAACAAUUACAAAGAGAAAAUUUAAAAUAAAAGAAAAAAAAAAUAAACAAAGAAACAAAACUAUUGCUAUUUAUAAUAAAGGAAAAAAAAUAAUGUUUACUUUUCCUUCCCUUCCCCCAUUUGGAUUUUUUUUUUUGAUUUUUUUUUUUCCUCCUCCUCCUUGAUGCUUGAUCUUCAAAGGAAGCCAUUUGCCAAAAUAGAAAGUGUCUGAGAUCCAGGUAGCUCCCUCAAGAGCCAACCUGUCUAUAAGUAUUGAUGAAAAGACGACGAGAAGAAAAGAGAGGGAUGGAAGGUGAGAAGAAGAGCGAGAAAGACUUUAUAUGUGCAAGAAUGAGAGAGAAACACUGUGUGUGUGUGUGAAAGAGAUGGUUUGUGCAGAAAGUAUAUACUUAAAGUCAGUCCUUUGUAAGAUAAUGAAGAUGAAGUGAUGGCAUUAAAAAAAAAAAAAAUAAAGUCAAAACAUAAAAUUGUGUUUGUCUUUUGAUCUUCCCUCCCCAUUCUACCCAAAUAUGCCUGCACACACGCUCACACUUACACAAACACAUACAUGCUCUCACGUGCACACACAUUCUUGUUAUAAGUUUUUAAUUCAAAUAAUUUUUGAAUAUAAAAAGUGCUUUGAAAACUUUAUUAAACAUAGUUUAAUUUUUCCAUGAAUUUUACACGUGGUUUUGUACACACAGCUAGCCGAGUUCAUUUGAGUGCAAUAAGGUCGACAGGUAAAUCAUCAGUGGCGGUACACUGAGUCCCUUAUAAAAGCACUGAAUCCCUUUAUGGCUCAGUCUGUCUAGCUGUAUCCAAAGUACCAUCGGGAGUUGCAGUUCACUGCUCUAUGCAGCACGAGCACUCUAUAUAAAGAAUGAGGGUUUCAUUCAUGCAAUACUGAGCUCAAAUCCUCCCUUGGGGCCCCACAGAAGGCAACAGAAAAGCAACUACAGUGUUUCCUCUCUUGAUUCGCCACAUGAGGUUUUUCAAGUGGUGACCCAAUGAGUUUUGAAAUAUUUACUUGUACUUUACAUAUGUGUGAAGACAAGAUGUCGUUUCUGUAUGUCUGUGAUUUUGUACAUGCACACAUAAAUAAAUACACAAGUCUAGCUAAAUUUCGUGUGUGGAAGAACAUAUUUGUGAAAAUCAAUCGUAUUAAGCUUUGUAAUGUGAGCCAAUACAUUGUUCCUACCAUUAUCACCUUUCCAGUUCUGUCAACACACACACACACACACAUACACUGCUUUCUCCUCCCUCCAGUUUUGUACUGUAGGUGAGACUUGCAGAGCGAAACCAACCUGAGGCCUGGUUCCAUCAUUGUGUCUUGUGUCUGUCGCUGUUUUAGGUUGUGAAGACUUCCUUGUUUGAAAUCAGGACUGAUUGAUUCUUUUGGUUCUUUUUUUUUUUUUUCCUAAACACCCAAGGGACAGCAUUUGAUAGCCUAAGUUCUUUUACUGGAGAAGAGAUCGAAAGAGCAAAGGGAGAGAAGGCAAUAUAUAAACUAGGUGUGAUGUACCGUUACUUUUAAUGACUGUGAGAUGGAUGGCUGGGUCUAGUAGAGAUAGACAGACAGAAGCAAAAAAACAAUCACAUUUGCUUCUUUUAUUCGGAUUAUAUUCUUACAAAACAAAAGACAAUUUUUAAUUGCUACAUUAAAUCACAUAUUUAUAACUUGUAGCUAUAUAUAUAUAUAUGUGUGUGUGUGUGUGUAUAUAUAUAUAUAUAUAUGUAUAUAUAUCUAUAUAAAGAGCCUGUUUGUCAUCUUCGUAUUUUGGGAAGGAAUUAUGGCUAUGCAUAAACAAUAUAACAUAGUAAAUGUGUGCACACGUAUGUGUUUGUACAUUUCUGUAAAAGGUGUUUAUUUUAUUUUUGUGAGUAUGGGGGGAGGGGUUAGGGAGGUGGAUGAUGAGAAA
Molecule: messenger RNA, 9565 nt
Organism: Octopus bimaculoides (California two-spot octopus)
Lineage: Eukaryota; Metazoa; Mollusca; Cephalopoda; Octopoda; Octopodidae
Biological process (GO): regulation of gene expression
Cellular component (GO): nucleus; super elongation complex
Source: RefSeq, a predicted model, not a curated record